Messenger RNA from Lithohypha guttulata, 1944 nucleotides. RefSeq lists its product as uncharacterized. Bases 1 to 1944 code for a protein of 647 amino acids. Gene Ontology annotation, molecular function: signal recognition particle binding; GTP binding; GTPase activity. The transcript has a single exon. Gene Ontology annotation, biological process: SRP-dependent cotranslational protein targeting to membrane; intracellular protein transport. Gene Ontology annotation, cellular component: signal recognition particle receptor complex; endoplasmic reticulum membrane. The record is from RefSeq and is a predicted model, not a curated record. NCBI's taxonomy places the organism in Eukaryota, Fungi, Ascomycota, Eurotiomycetes, Chaetothyriales, Trichomeriaceae.
AUGCUCGAAGCAUUCGAAAUAUUCUCGACCUCAGGCGUCGUCCUAUGGUCUCGAGGAGGGACCAGCAGCGCGGCUGUGAAUUCGCUAAUCAACGAUGUCUUCAUCGAGGAGAAGACAAGAGCAAGCAACUCCUACCAAUUCGAGAAAUACACGCUGCGAUGGACUCUGGUGAAAGACCUCGGCCUGAUCUUUGUUGCCGUCUACCAAUCGUUACUCCAUCUUUCGUGGGUUGACCAAUUUCUGGAGGAUGUCAAGGCCGUCUUCGUGCGCCGCUACAAGGAUCAGAUCAAGUCACGAACCACGACCACCAAGUACGAUUUUGACCACUACUACGAUGAGCUUCUCCGUCGCCAGGAUCAGCUUACAGGCGGCGAGGCCACACGUAAUCCUCCUCAAGCCACUGUCCAGGCUAAGAAAGAGAGUCCAGAAGCAAGAGACGACGGAGGGCCACCCCCACCACAACCCCCUCACUUACUGCGGAUGCAGUCGCAGACUGCUUCCACAAAUGGUGACUCUCUAGAACCUACGCCGUUACAGUCUCCCGAUGUCUCAAGACCUACUACGCCUCUGCCUGGCGUUGCUCCUCACCUACUAUCUGAUGCCCGUCCCGGGAGCAGAGGCUCACGCCGUGCUCGGAAAGCUGCUGGUAAUGUGACAAGUGGUGUCUCGAGUUACGCUUCCUCUGGCGAUGAGUCGCGUCGACCGAAAACGCCGAAGGGAAGUGCAAAGAAAGGAAGAGUUUGGGAUGUGGAUGGCCUUGCGGGCGAAGAUGACGGAACUGUACUUGACUACUCAGCUACAAAAGACGGAGCUGCCUCGGUCGACACUUCGGAUGCUGGACAGGAUUCCAUCGCCCAGGAAUCUUGGGGAACUAAGAACAAGCAGGGCCAGUUUGUGCUCAAAGACCUUGACGACGAGCUUGACAGCAUUUUGAAGGAUUCGGGCUCGAAACAGCAGAAAAGUGAGACACAAGCUGCUACUGGUGCUUUUGGCAUGAUUUCUGGCUAUUUUAGGAACGUUAUUGGCGGAAAGACGUUGACCGAAGAAGAUUUGGACAAACCGCUGAAGGCUAUGGAAGAACAUCUGAUCAAGAAGAAUGUAGCACGAGAAGCUGCAAUCCGACUUUGUGAAGGAGUGAAAGUCGAGAUGUUGGGCAAGAAGACUACUGCAUUUGAGAGCACAGAUAAAGCACUCCAGCCGGCUCUAGAGAACUCGCUUAGGAAACUUCUGACACCCAAGACGUCUCUUGAUCUACUACAAGAGAUCGAAUCUGUCGUCAAUCCAUCCAAAGCUGGUCGAGAAGGACGCCCUUACGUGAUUAGUGUUGUUGGCGUGAAUGGUGUUGGAAAAUCCACCAAUUUGUCAAAGAUCUGCUAUUUCUUGCUACAGAAUAAUUACCGGGUUCUGGUCGUCGCGGGUGAUACCUUCAGGUCCGGUGCGGUCGAACAGCUUGGUGUCCACGUUCGCAAUCUAAAAGAGUUGAGUGCACGAGAAAACGUUGGGCGUGUCGACCUAUACGAGAAAGGAUAUGGUAAGGACGCUGCCAAUGUCGCACGAGAUGCCGUCGCAUUCGCUACCGCCAACGAGUUCAACGUCGUCCUCAUCGAUACUGCUGGUCGAGCUCACAACAACGCCCAACUCAUGUCCGCACUUGAGAAAUUCGGAGACUUUGCCAAGCCAGACAAGAUCCUUCAAGUCGCUGAAGCACUUGUCGGAAACGACUCGGUCAAUCAGGCGCGCAAUUUCAACAAAGCAUUUGGAAGGAAUAGGUCGCUGGACGGCUUUAUUAUCAGCAAAUGCGAUACUGUGGGUGAUCAGAUUGGUACGAUUGUGAGCAUGGUUGCCUCGACGGGCAUUCCGGUCGUUUUCCUGGGCGUUGGCCAGCAUUAUGGCGAUCUUAGACAGCUCUCCAUACCGUGGGCUGUGAAGUUACUGAUGAACUAG